Molecule: messenger RNA, 231 nt
Organism: Necator americanus (New World hookworm)
Lineage: Eukaryota; Metazoa; Nematoda; Chromadorea; Rhabditida; Ancylostomatidae
Exons: 2
Coding region: 1-231 (76 amino acids)
Biological process (GO): protein deubiquitination
Molecular function (GO): cysteine-type deubiquitinase activity
Source: RefSeq, a predicted model, not a curated record
AUGUAUCAUGAAAGACAAUCACGUCAAAUGUGCUUGGUUCAUGCUUUGAAUGCGUUAUUUCAAAGACCUCAAUUCACCUCACAAUCAUUGGAUGAGAUUUGUUACGCUUUGAAUGAGAAACGAUGGUUUAAUCCUCACAGGUCCAUGCUUGGUCUCGGGAAUUACGAUGCGAAUGUGUUAAUGUCUGCCCUGGGAAUGUAUGACUAUGUGGUAUUUUCAUCUCUUCCUUAA